GGCUCUCCAGGCGGCGGAAACCCAGAGUAAAAGCACGCAGAGCAGGGCGGGGCACAGGAGCUGCCAGUCCCGCAGCCGGCGCCCUGGCGCAGCUUCCUGAACCGGAAGGAGGGAAGGAAGGAAGGAGGGAAGAAGCAGGCGAGCCCGCCCACGCCCAGCCCAGCGGGGCCAGCCGACUCCUCUGCCUCCUCGGCAACCGGCUGCAGGCUGGGAGGCGAAGGCGGCGCACUCGUACGAACAGACCCGUGCUCUCCCAGCUGCCGCUCGCUCGGCAAGAAUGGAAAUCCCCCCGACCCACUACCCAGCCUCGAGGGCGGCCUCGGUGGUGGAGAACUGCAUCAACUACCAGCAAGGGACCCCCAACAAGGUGUUCCUGGUGCAGACAGUCAAACAGGCCAGCAUGGAGGAUAUUCCAGGAAGAGGACAUAAGUAUUGCCUUAAGUUUUCUGUGGAAGAAAUUAUCCAAAAACAAGUGAUAGUGAACUGCACAGCUGAAGUUCUUUACCCUCCAAUGGGACAAGAUACUGCACCAGAAGUCAACUUCACAUUUGAAGGAGAAAUUGGAAAGAACCCUGAUGAAGAAGAUAAUACAUUUUAUCAAAAACUCAAGUCCAUGAAGGAACCACUAGAAGCAGAAAAUAUUCCAGACAGUUUUGGAAAUAUAUCUCCAGCAAUGAAGCCAAUCCGACAUUUAGCCUGGGUUGCCUGUGGUUAUAUAAUAUGGCAGAAUUCUACUGAAAACACAUGGUAUAAAAUGGUAAAAAUUCAAACUGUCAAGCAAGUGCAAAGAAAUGAUGACUUCAUUGAGUUAGACUACACCAUUCUACUUCAUGACAUUGCAUCUCAGGAGAUUAUUCCUUGGCAAAUGCAAGUUCUCUGGCAUCCACAAUAUGGCACUAAAGUAAAACAUAAUAGCCGUCUGCCAAAGGAAGCACAACUGGAAUGAAAGAAGACCCCCAACAUUGGAUGAAGUGUCAGUAUGCUUACUAAUGAUGUGUAUGUCAACCUUCACUGAUAUCGAGCUGAAGGGGCCAAACAAAUCCCUAAUGUCACUCUGUAUAAAUGUCUUAGCUACAGCACAGAACUGUAUAGCUUCCAUAAUAAAGAGUGUCAUGAUGUAAAAGUGUCUUAAUAACAGUAAUAGUACUAUGUAUAUCCCACAAUAAAAAGCUUCAAUUCCAGCCUCAUAA
Myotis lucifugus (little brown bat) is the source of this 1190-nucleotide messenger RNA. It is a transcript of the gene LXN, whose product is annotated as latexin. The coding region runs from base 278 to 946 and encodes 222 amino acids. The record is from RefSeq and is a predicted model, not a curated record. The transcript has 6 exons. Lineage: Eukaryota; Metazoa; Chordata; Mammalia; Chiroptera; Vespertilionidae. Gene Ontology annotation, molecular function: metalloendopeptidase inhibitor activity.